Anolis sagrei ordinatus is the source of this 1525-nucleotide messenger RNA. It is a transcript of the gene SRD5A3, whose product is annotated as steroid 5 alpha-reductase 3. Lineage: Eukaryota; Metazoa; Chordata; Lepidosauria; Squamata; Anolidae. Gene Ontology annotation, biological process: polyprenol catabolic process; dolichol-linked oligosaccharide biosynthetic process. Gene Ontology annotation, cellular component: endoplasmic reticulum. The record is from RefSeq and is a predicted model, not a curated record. Gene Ontology annotation, molecular function: 3-oxo-5-alpha-steroid 4-dehydrogenase activity.
UCCCUUACUUCAGCGCCAGUCUCCCCGAGAGCGGGAAAGGGGCAGGUGGUGGGGUCCGCCCCUCUCCUCAUGAUGGCGCUGCUCUGGCUGGGCCUGGCGGGCUGCUUUUUGGCCGCGCUGCUGGCUUUGCGUCUCCCGCCUCUGAAGCUUCCUCUUUCUCCUUCCGGCCCCGGUUCCGCCUCACUCAGCCCGGCGGCGCUGCUUUUCCAGGACCUGCUCCGUUACGGGAAGACCAAAUGCGGCUGCGGGCAGCGCCCCGCCCAGCUCUGCCACCUUGAUCUCCCCAAGAGGUGGUUCUAUCACUUCUAUAUUGUAUCCGUCAUUUGGAACGGUUUCCUGCUCCUGGUGCUUCUCCAAAGCUUGCUGGUGUCCUGGCCUUUCCCCAUCUGGCUCCAGAACCUGUUAAGCAUUCUGGAUGGAGCAUUGCAGAACCCAGAUGGAGGCACGCUCACUUCUGUGAAUGGAGGAGAGUCCCUGUCCGCUCUCCUGGUGUGCCUUUUUGUCUGGUUAAGCAGCUGUCGGCGAUUAUUUGAGUGUCUUCACAUCAGCGUAUUCUCCGGAGGUGUCAUUCAUAUUGUACAGUACUGCUUUGGACUCUGUUACUAUGUCCUGUUGGGCUUGACGGUUUUAUGCCAAGUCCCAGCCAACGUCAGGCAAGGCAAAAAUUCUCAACUAGCAGUCUAUUGGCAUCACGCCCUUGGAUUGUUGGUGUUUAUUUGGGCCUCUAUUCACCAACACAGAUGCCAUGUAAUCCUAGCUAACCUUAGAAAAAAUAAAUCAGGAAAAGUUGUGAACCUGAACCAUGACAUUCCAUUUGGGGACUGGUUUGAAAUGGUGUCGUGUCCUCAUUACUUUGCUGAGCUCCUGAUAUACAUAUCAAUGGCUAUCAUAUUUGGAUGUAAAAAUUUAACUUGGUGGCUGGUAGUGAUGUAUGUGUUCUUUAACCAGGCAGUGAGUGCUGUUUUGUGUCACGAAUACUACCAGAACAACUUUAAACACUACCCCAAAUGUCGCAGAGCAUACAUACCUUUCCUUCUAUAGCCAGCUUAUUUGAAAGCCUCAUCCAAAAGGAAAUUGAAAUCUGAAGUAUUCGGUGUGCAAUGGGUGGCUUUGGGUGAAAUCAGAUUGUCACAUGUGGAUCUGAAAUGCCUAGAUAAUUUAUUUUAAGUAGGCAAUGCUGUGGUGCAUAUGAAAACAACAAAUAUUCAUGACAUUAAGGAGAAGCACACCAUAUUCAUACUGCAUAUUUCUGCAGAACUAAAUCCCACUGAGUUGAGUGGAUUAUUCCACAAAACAGUUGAUGGGACUAAACCUGUGAAUGUGGGUUUAUACUUUUUGUAUGAUAUACAAGUACAAAAGAAUGGUGCCCACAAUAUUACUGACAAUGUAGAUUUUCGGUCCUCUCUAUGAAUAUUUCAUAUGGUCAAAUGGUACACUGUUUUUAUGAAACUAUUUUCCAUCUAUUGUAUAGAGAAUAUGAAUGUAAUAUUUAUACAUAUUUAAUAAAAGCUUUUUAAUCAGAUAA